Molecule: messenger RNA, 666 nt
Organism: Drosophila rhopaloa
Lineage: Eukaryota; Metazoa; Arthropoda; Insecta; Diptera; Drosophilidae
Exons: 2
Coding region: 35-622 (195 amino acids)
Biological process (GO): maturation of SSU-rRNA from tricistronic rRNA transcript (SSU-rRNA, 5.8S rRNA, LSU-rRNA)
Cellular component (GO): nucleus
Source: RefSeq, a predicted model, not a curated record
UUCUGUGUUUUUCAACACUAGAACAGCACAUGCGAUGGCAGCCGCACAACAAACUGAUUUCCAAAAGAAUUUUCGCCUGAUUGUGGAGAAGAUCUUCAACCACUGGCAGGAUCUGCGGCUGGCUGUGGAGCAUGGAAUGGGCGGGCGCAAUGGCCAGCAGGUGGCCAUAGAAAUCAUGGACUACACCUAUCAGUACUGCGUGUCCAAUGAGAAUAUCACCCAAGGCGAGCUGCAGGAGGUCGUGGAGGAGCUAAUGGACCAGGAAUUUAAUACCCUGUGCGACGAUGACUCUAUCCCAGAGAUUUGCCGUAAUCUGCUGCGUUACAAGCUGUUAGCCCAGCAGAAUCAGUAUCCCCAAAUCGAGGCGGAGCUGAGUAAACUUCCUGCGGGCAAGGAGUGGCUGCGUCCAGACGUGAAGAUCACCUACACACCCGUUGAAGGAGACUCCUCCUCCGAUGAGGACAUGGACGAGGAUGACGAUGAGGAUGAUGAAAUGGGACAGGAGGACGAAGAGGAUGUUCCCAGCAGCAGUGGUAGAAUGACCCGCUCACAGACACGCAAGCAGCAAGCCCAGGAAUUCGUGGAACCCGAAGAUGGCUGGACCACCGUGCGAAGAAAGUGAUUUUCUUAGGGAUUAUUAAAAGCUUUUUAGUUUUUUAGUUGUAA